GUUCCGAUCAUGUCGUUCAACUUGGCCCACGACCGCGAUAUCCUCAACAACAUGACGUACUACGAAGUGCUCAAGCUCGCCAAGAUGCACCACGUGCAGAGCACCAAGUACCGCAUGAGCAAGGCGUAUAUGAUCAACGCGCUCUUGGGCAUGGACCCGAAGAACAACGUCGACCGCCUCGACUGCGAAGACAAGCUGGCGGCCACGCACGACUUUCGCAUCGUGCGAAACGAGGUCGAGGAGUAUAUCUUCCAGCACGACCUCGGGUCGAGCGACGUGCUCUUGAUCUCGUGGAACGAAGCGUCGAUCAGCCACAUUGCGCAGGCGCUCAAGGUGAUGACCAACGCGGUGCCGCACUGGUGCAGCUUGAAGACGAUGGACCGCGUGACGCACCAGCAGCUCCUCGACGAUCUCAUGGCGUAUCUCUGCUUUGGCAUCGAGCGCGUCGGCCGCGUCAUGAUGACGAAUUGCGCGCCAGAGCUGGUUGAUCAUGCCGAGACGCGCCGCCGCGACUCGGACGCCAGCAUGACGAUCUUGCCCAACCACGGCGACGGCCAAACUAAUGCGGCGGCAGAGGACUACGUGGUGGCAAGCCGACACGACGCCGACACACUCUUUUUUGUGGCAUCGGCGCUGAGCUACAAGAUGAAGGAGCUGUGGGUCAUGGACCUUACGGGCGUUCGCAACGCGGCGCAUUCCGGCGGGCACGAGUACGCACGCUGCCAACCCAAGUGCUACCUCAUGGACAAAAGGUCCGACUGCGUGCAUCGAGAGUAUCUCUGCUACGAUUCGUGCCACCGAACGGUGCACAACCGUGCCAUGUUCAAGACGUACCACGUGAACAUGGCACGGUUGUGCACCGUUCGGUGGCACGAAUCGUAG
Messenger RNA from Saprolegnia diclina VS20, 882 nucleotides. RefSeq lists its product as hypothetical. The transcript has 3 exons. Lineage: Eukaryota; Oomycota; Saprolegniomycetes; Saprolegniales; Saprolegniaceae. The record is from RefSeq and is a predicted model, not a curated record. Bases 10 to 882 code for a protein of 290 amino acids.